This is a messenger RNA of Arachis stenosperma, 1096 nucleotides long. RefSeq lists its product as uncharacterized. The record is from RefSeq and is a predicted model, not a curated record. The transcript has a single exon. Lineage: Eukaryota; Viridiplantae; Streptophyta; Magnoliopsida; Fabales; Fabaceae. Bases 58 to 630 code for a protein of 190 amino acids.
CCAAACCUUCUAAUCAUCUCUCUCUCUCUUUCUCUCUCUCUCAAAUCAUUAAAAAUAAUGGAAAGUAAGCUACCAGUGAUAGCAAAGAAAGUGUGGAACAUAAUACGUGUUGCCUUCUACAUGUUAAGGAAGGGAAUUUCAAAAGCCAAACUCAUGUUAGAACUCAACAUGGUUCUCAAACGCCGCCGCAAACUCGCCGGAAAAGCCAUCGCCAACCUCAUGAUGUUCCACCACCACCAACACCCCGACAUGCACCUCCAACAAUUCUCCACCACCAGGGAGUACGAGUUCAGCUGCAGCAACACCCCCAAUAACUUCUUCUCCAAGCUCCACCGCAAGAACAAGCUCUUCACGCGCUCCCACGCGCCUCACGAGUGCGACGACGACGUCAUGACGGUUAGUGCUGUCAAGGCGGUGUUAGAGAUCCUAAACAACAACAACGAUAAUGUGGCGGAGGCAUCCCCGGCGCUACCAGGGUUCAGCCGGAGCUCUACCGUAAGUCAGUUAAGGGUAACGGAUUCACCGUUUCCAAUGAAUGUCGACACAGAAUACGAUAAAGAUCAUCAAGUGGACAAGGCUGCCGAAGAAUUCAUUAAGAGGUUCUACAAAGAGUUGAGGAAGCAACCCUAAUUAAUUGAUUUUCUUCAAAUUGUUUACAAAACCAUGUUGAUUAUUAUACUGAAGUAAAGUAGUCAUACAUAUAUAUAGUAAGAGCAUGAGUGAUUAUUCUUCAGUUUGGAAAUCUAAAUUAUGGUUUGGUUAUUAAAAUAAAUAGUUUAGCCAAAUCAUGGUUUGGAAGUCUCUAAAAUAAAAAAGCAAAUAUAUGCUUAUACAUACAGUUUUGGAUAUAUGUAGAAUGAGUUUCAUGUGUGUUAAUUAUAUUUUGAGGAAAUUUGUAUGUUCAAUUGUUAAUUACUUUUAUAUAUGAAUAAUAAAAGAAUAAACAAAAUUCUAAGUUAUUAUUCACAGAUAUAUCUUCAAUUUUAUUUUUUAUGACUAAAUUCUAAGUGUAAUAAUAUUAUUAUUAGAAGCUAGCUAAAAGUGUUGCAAACAAAGAUUUAUCAUCAUGAUUAAUUAAAUUAUAAAAUUAACCGUA